UCAGCAUGCCUUGCAGUUCAGCAGCUGGGAUAGAAACUUUACUGGGUUGUCUGCUCUUUACGCCUUUUAAGUUGCCACAGAAACACCUAGACAUUGCAUUUCGAAAUGUAACAGGGACAUGACGUUGCAAGUCAGUUUUAAAGGACAUGAAGAGCCUACCACGGCUAAAGUACUGAUAAAAAAUUCUAUAAUUAGAGUUCUUAUUUGUAUGAAAAGGAGAAAGCAUGAAUUUUUAGUGUAACUGCUCGAAUGCCUUGUCCCAAGCUUUAGUUUAACCGUUUUCUGACAAGUGGAUUAAAGUUGCUGUCAGUUUCUGCCAGUUUAAUAAUAGUAAUUAGUAAUUAAAGUUUCCUUCGGCAUUCAGUAUCAGUGGAUUGUUAAUCGGAUUUAACUAGUUUGAUGGCAUUUGUGUUUUGCUUCUUUUGUGAAUCUGCGAUCAGUUGUUGUGAGCUGUAAUGAACAACGAAGAAGAGCAAUCAUGUACAACCGACCCCACGGUCGUCUCUCAGUGGGCAGCGGCGGCACAUUCCGCCGCGAUAAACCGUAAAAAAUUAUGGACACCGCCCACGAUGAACCGCGACACCCUGCGGCGGAUCUGUCGUACCUUGAAACUGUACAACACACCGGAACUAAACGAUGUCCUUUAUCUGAACCACCAAGGUUUUUCAAAGAUCGAAAAUCUGGAGGAGUACACCGCGCUGCGCUGCCUCUUCCUGGGUUCCAACGGACUGGAGCGUAUUGAGAAUCUCAGUCAUCUUCACGAGCUGCGCAGUCUGUUUUUACAGCAUAACUUCCUGACCCGCAUUGCCCAUCUGCACGGGAUGCCACGAUUGGCCAAUCUGAGCUUGAGUCAUAAUCGUAUCUCGCGGAUUGAAAAUCUUAAUAAGUAAUCCACCCUGUGUUCGCUGGAGAUCGCACACAACGCGCUGGCGACAGUGGAGGAUCUAGCGCAUCUGGCGGAGUGCCGUUCGCUGGAGAUUCUGGAUAUCUCCAACAACCGCCUGGAGGAUCCGCGGAUUGUGGAUAUUCUGGCGGGCAUGCCAAAUCUGAGUGUACUGUACUUGACCGGGAAUCCGGUGAUCGCCAAAAUUCCCAAUUAUCGCAAGACGCUGAUCUGUCGUAUUGCCACGUUGAACCAUUUGGAUAUGAACACGGUGUUCCCCAGAGAUCGCGCCUGUGCAGAAGCAUGGUAUCGUGGUGGAAAGGAAGCGGAGCUGGAAGAGCGCUCAGCCUGGAUUAACAAGAAGCACAAGGAAACACAAGAGAGCGUUCAAAAUCUUCUGGCAUUACGCAUCAACGCCCAGAUUUGCAAAAGCGCCGUGGAGGACAUCGUUAGCACCAUAGAGCGAACCGAAAAUGCAGGAUCGGGUGAUGCGAGGGUGAAUCUCCUGGAAGCGUACAAUUCUGUUCAAUCCGAACCACAAUCUGCCGGAGAUGCGCCACAUGUCACCGACAUUAAACCUAGCCAAGAACGGUGCCCGUACGGAUAUCUAGAAGAGGAGAUUCCACUCGAAGAAGAGAAUUUAACUGCAGCUCCAGCUUUGGAGGAAGCGUAUACGGUGCAGCACACCGAUCAGUUUCCUCUUUUACCGGCACAGCAUGACGAGGAAGUAAUCCCUCAACGCCAUACUGAAGAAUCCGGUGAUACCCUCGAUUACGGCGCUGAUAUGCACCAGUCCGAAGGGAUAUUCGCCGGUGACAGCCCGAGUGAUGCGGUCCAGCUGACAAAGACGUUAGCACGGAUGUUUGGCGCCAUGCAAACCGAUGACGGCGACUAUGCCCCGCCGCUAUCGGGUGGCGACAACGCGAUCAGCGAUAAGUCGUUGUAUCCACUGGGACGCGGGACAUACCAACAGCUGCCGCGCUCGGGUCGGCCUUUAAUUGAAGUCAUCGAGUCGUACGAUCACUGAAACGUAGCACGGUGAAGGGACAAUCAACCCACCGUUCGUACACAUCGGUUUGUUCAGAAAAGGUCAGGGUUUCCCGGUUUCAGACCGGCAGAUAUAGUUCGAACAGGAGAACGGUAUACAAGGAGUACGUGUCAAUGAAAAAGAACGGUGAUCAACCAACGAAAAGCCAAAUGCGUCGACUCAACUUGACGACGCCAAAUUAAUUUUGGUGAAGAAUGCAGUGGUUGAUUCGCUGUAUGAAUUUAAAGACGAGCUGGUUAAGUUCAACAAUUUUAUGUAAGCAAUGAUAAAACUUAAAACAAAUUUUGUUUCCUUCAUGAUGCGUGUAAUGUAGUCGGUGCUGUUUGCAGUCUUUUUUGCGGCGAUAUACCCAAUCACAGCGUCAUGUGGCAAACGAUAAACCCUGGCAAAUGCCAGCAACCCGAAUUACGUCUAAGGUUUCUGGCAUACAAAUAUAUGCAGACCUAAUGU
This is a messenger RNA of Paramacrobiotus metropolitanus, 2381 nucleotides long. Its product is annotated as dynein axonemal assembly factor 1-like. The record is from RefSeq and is a predicted model, not a curated record. The transcript has 9 exons. Lineage: Eukaryota; Metazoa; Tardigrada; Eutardigrada; Parachela; Macrobiotidae. Gene Ontology annotation, molecular function: protein binding.